Messenger RNA from Drepanopeziza brunnea f. sp. 'multigermtubi' MB_m1, 1032 nucleotides. The record is from RefSeq and is a predicted model, not a curated record. NCBI's taxonomy places the organism in Eukaryota, Fungi, Ascomycota, Leotiomycetes, Helotiales, Drepanopezizaceae.
AUGUCUAGCUCAACCACCCCCAAAAACUGCCACUACACAAUCCAAGCCCACCCCUGCACCCACAAAUCCUUCCUCGAGAGCCCGCGCAUCACGCACCGCGCCCCAUGCCUGCUCGCGCAGAACCCCGUCCACAACGCCCAGAGUCGAACUCGGUGCUCGCACAUCGGGGCCCCCGUCGAGGUUGCCGUCGCGGAGGCGUGCGGGCGCUGUGCGCCGAAGGGGGUGGUGGUGGGCCGCGGCAGGAGGGUGGGUAUGGCAAGAGCGGGCAGGAGCAAGAGAAAGUGGAUGGAGAAGGGGAGGAGGGCGGUAAAAGAGGAGGAGGAGGAGUUGGAGUUGGAGAGGGGGAUGCGGGGGUUGAGUCUAGGGGGUGAGAUGGACGCUGGAGCUCCUCCUCCUCCUCCACCUCCUUCUGCUUCUUCUUUUUCUUCGCCUGUCGUUUCACAUCUCGUCCUACCGGGCAAGGUGAUGGUGGCUGAUGCCGCCGCCGCCGCCGCAGCAGCAGCAGCAUCCCUUGAUCCUGAGGCGAGGUUGGAAAUCAAAACCGUGCAGGGGGUGGGAAUGGAAAUGGGAGUGGGAACGCAAAAAGAAAUGGUAAUGGAAAUGGAAAUGGAAAUGGAAAUGGAAAUGGAAAAUAACGGAACCGAAAACGGAAAAAACGCCCAAGAAGCAGAAGCAGAAGCAGAAGCAGAAGCAGGUACAGACGACCCACCCGCGAAACACAGGAGGAGGUGGAUCCACGACAAGGCGCGGGAGCUCCCCCGGGCUGAGAACAACAGGGCGGCUCAGCCUGCGUCGCUGUUGAGACGCGUGUUUGGCGGGUUGCUGCUUCCCGGUGCUGACUCUCCUCCCUCUCCCUCUGCUUUGGCGGCUGCAAGUCAGGAGGGGACGGGAAAGGAGGAGAGGGCGGAGGCGGAGAUUGGGAAGGGCUGGCUUGAGGUUGAGGAGGAUUCGGAUUGGGAGAUUGUGGGGGAGGACAGGGAACAGGAGAGGAGGGAGAGGGUACAGAAGGUGUUGUUGGAUGGGGGGGAGUGA